This is a messenger RNA of Nerophis ophidion (straightnose pipefish), 5609 nucleotides long. RefSeq names its product oxidative stress induced growth inhibitor 1 (gene osgn1). The record is from RefSeq and is a predicted model, not a curated record. The coding region runs from base 193 to 1740 and encodes 515 amino acids. The transcript is spliced from 8 exons. NCBI's taxonomy places the organism in Eukaryota, Metazoa, Chordata, Actinopteri, Syngnathiformes, Syngnathidae.
UCAUUUGUGUUGGUGCGGCGGUGCUCCCACUGUACGCCGCCUUCUCGCCGCCGGUCCCCAAAGCAGGAAGCUCGGCCGAGCAGGAGCGACCGAAAAGCCGGUAGACGACGGGAAAAACGGCCGGCCGCGUCUUCGUGGGAAGUGUCUACCUCGACGGGAGCUACGUGACCGGGAAACAUACACGCAGGCGGCAUGGAGCGCUGCGACAUAGAAAUCCAGUCCGGAGAAAUCCUGCCUGUGGUGAUUAUUGGCAACGGCCCAUCAGGGAUCUGCCUGUCCUACCUGCUGUCGGGCUACACCCCCUACCUGUCACCUGAGGCGUCGCACCCCAACCCCCUGCUGCACAGCAAGCUGGCCGAGCAGCCCGGCCUGUCGCUGCUGGAGCAGGACCUGGAGUACCUGUGCGAGGGUCUGCAGGGACGCUCGUCCAACCCGGUGGCCGUCCUCUUUGACUCGCUGCUGCUCCCCGACAGCGACUUCGGGAUGGAGCACACGUCUCCGCUGGAGUGGCGAUACGAGCCCGAGCGUGCCGUGCCGCACUUGGUCCUGGGGAAGGGUCCGCCGGGAGGAGCCUGGCAUGCCAUGGAAGGUUCCAUGCUGACGCUGAGCUUGGCCAACUGGAUGGAGCUGCCAGGACUCAAACUGAAGGACUGGAUGAAAGACAAGCGCAGGAACGUGCGUAACGACCGCGCCACGCCAGCAGAGAUCGCCUCCUACUACCAGCACUACGUCACGCAGAUGUCCCUGGAGGACAACUUUGCCUGCAGGACCGUUGUUACCUCGGUAACCAGGCACCCCGGCAACCAGGAGGGGUCGCCUCCCUGCUGGAGAGUAAAGGGACUGCAGUGCCGUGAGGGGGCGGAGCUCGGAGAUGCCUCCACAUCAGAGAAGGUGCCUUUCUCCCUGCUGGCCCACAACGUGGUCCUGGCGACCGGGACUCACGACAUCCCGGCCAGACUGGGCGUGGAGGGCGAGUCCCUGCCUUACGUCUGCCACUCCUUCUGGGAGCUGGAGGCCGCCAUCUCCCGCGGCGAGCUGGACGAGUCCUCGGACCCGGUGCUGGUGGUGGGGGCGGGCCUCACGGCGGCCGACGCCGUGUUGGCCGCCCACCACCUCAGCACGCCCGUUAACCACGUCUUCCGACGCUCCGUGACCGACCCCGGCCUCAUCUUCAAUCAGCUACCCAAGAUGCUCUACCCGGAAUACCACAAGGUGCACCAGAUGAUGAUGCAACAACAACACCAAGAAGAUUCCCCCCCUCAGCACCACCUCCAGGGCUCCUCCCCCCCGCCCUCCUCGCCGUACGCCGGCUACCUGUGCUUCCCCCGCCACCGGGUGGCCGCCUUCCGCCCCGACCGCAAGUGCGUGCUGCAGUCCGACUCGGGCCAGUCCACGGUGGUCCAGGUGUCCAAGGCGCUGGUCCUGAUCGGCGCCCACCCCAACCUGUCCUUCCUCGAGGACGACGGGCGCCCGCUGGGUGUCCGGCCCGACGAGCCGGUCACGUGCCGCAGGAACCCCGUGGACGUGGACCCCUACACCAACGCGGUGCUGGCGGCGGAGGGCCCGGGUUUGUACGCCAUGGGGCCGCUGGUGGGAGAGAACUUUGUCAGGUUCCUGAAGGGAGGGGCCCUGGCCAUCGCCAGCGACCUGGCCAAGAGACACAGGCGGGGCGGGGACACGGGGGAGGGGCUUUUGUCCUCGGACAAGUGGGUGGACAGACGGACCGUCUUUUAUUCCUGAUGUGGUCCAAGAACCACAAUGCUGGUCAGCAGCUCAUGAAGGACCAACUGGAACAACCUCAUCAACAUGGCGCUCCAACCUUAUUCUUAGUCCGGCUUUUUCUUUGUCUUUCCCACCAGACCAAAGUCACACUGAAUGGUCCACUCCACUGUUUGGUCUGCGCUGUUGAUUGAUUAUUGAUUAUUGACUUUUUAUUACCAGCAUCACACAGCAGUAAUUAGUCAGCAGGCAGCAGACAUUGAAACAACGUUGACAAGUGCUCUAAUUAGGUCCUGACUGUGAGGAACUCAAACACAACAUUGAAACAACGUGCUUUUUACAACGUUUAAUCAAUGUUGGGUUGUGACCUUGAUUCGAUUGUCGAAAUGUGGUCAUUCCCCAACCAAUAUCAACAUUGAAACAUGACGUUUAAUCAGUGUUGUGACGUUGACUUGCUCGUUGAAAUUAGGUCUUUUUUCUUUAACCAAUAUUCUUCAACACAAAUAUGACGUUGAAACACGUUUUUAAUAACGUUUAUUAUAUUUCUGGGUGUUGUUGAUUUGACCAAUGAAAUGUGGUCAUUUCCCAACCAAUAUUCUACAACACAAACCUAACGUUGAAACAUGCUUUUUGACAGCGUUUAAUCAAUGUCGGGCUGUGACCUUGAUUUGAUCGUCGAAAUUUGGUCAUUCCCCAACCCCAACCAAUAUUCUAAAAUACAACAUUGAAACAACAUGACUUUUAAUCAGUGUUGUGACGUUGAUUUGAUCGUUGAAAUUAGGUCUUUUCUUUAACCAAUAUUCUACAACACAAAUACGACAUUGAAACAUGUUUUUAAUAACGUUUAUUAUAUUCCUGGGUGUUGUUGAUUUGACUAUUGAAAUGUGGUCAUUUCACAACCAAUAUUCUACAACACACACACAACGUUGAAACAACAUGCUUUUUGACAACGUUUAAUCAAUGUCCGGUUGUGACGUUGCUUUGAUCAUUGAAAUGUGGUCAUUUCACAACCAAUAUUCUGAAAUACAACGUUGAAACAACAUGCUUUUUGACAACAUUUAAUUAAUCAAUGUUGGGUUCUGACGUUGAUUUGAACAUUAAAAUUAGGUCUUUUUUCUUUAACCAAUAUUCUUCAACACAAAUAUGACGUUGAAACAUGUUUUUAAUAACGUUCAUUAUAUUUCUGGGUGUUGUUGAUUUGACCAUUAAAAUGUGGUCAUUUCCCAACCAAUAUUCUACAACACAAACACAACGUUGAAACAACAUGCUUUUUGACAACAUUUAAUUAAUCAAUGUUGGGUUGUGACGUUGAUUUGAUCGUUGAAAUGUGGUCAUUUCACAACCAAUAUUCUGAAAUACAACAUUGAAACAACAUGCUUUUUGACAACAUUUAAUUAAUCAAUGUUGGGUUCUGACGUUGAUUUGAACAUUGAAAUUAGGUCUUUUUUCUCUAACCAAUAUUUUUCAACACAAAUAUGACGUUGAAACAUGUUUUUAAUAACGUUUAUUAUAUUUCUGGGUGUUGUUGAUUUGACCAUUAAAAUGUGGUCAUUUCACAACCAAUAUUGUACAACACAAACACAACGUUGAAACAACAUGCUUUUUGACAACGUUUAAUCAAUGUCGGGUUGUGACGUGUAUUUGACAGUUGAAAUUUGGUCAUUUCACAACCAAUAUUCCGAAAUACAACGUUGAAACAACAUAACGACGUUUAAUCAGUGUUGUGACGUUGAUUUGAUCGUUGAAAUUAGGCCUUUUUUUUUUGUUGCCAAUAUUCUUCAACACAAAAACGACGUUGAAACAUGUUUUUAAUAACGUUUAUUAUAUUUCUGGGUGUUGUUGAUUUCACCAAUGAAAUGUGGUCAUUUCCCAACCAAUAUUAUACAACACAAACAACGUUAAAACUACAUGCCUUUUGACGACAUUUAUUCAAUGUCAGGUUCUGACCAUUGAAUUUUGGUAAUUUUUUAACCAAUAUUUUACGACACAAAUACGACGUUGAAACAUGUAUUUAAUAACGUUCAUUAUAUUUCUGGGUGUUGUUGAUUUGACCAUUGAAAUGUGGUUAUUUCCCAACCAAUAUUCUACAACACAAACACAACGUUAAAACUACAUGCUUUUUGACGACAUAUUUAUUAUUCAAUGUCAGGUUCUGAACAUUGAAUUUUGGUAAUUUUUCAACCAAUAUUCUACAACACAAAUACAACAUUGAAACAUGUUUUUAAUAACGCGUAUUCCAUGUGUUUAUUUGACCAUUCUAUUUUGGUCAGUUCCCAACCAACAACAUAGAUCCAACGUCGCACAUCAACGUUCAUCAACUAUUUUUCAACGUUGUUUCAACGUCAGUUUUAAAGGACAUGUACGUAUAAUCAAUGUCUUGUGCCCGCUAGGUAAGAACUGUUUGUGGCUCUAAGUCUACAAGGCAAGAACACUAAUGAGACCGGCAAAGAUACUUAAUGCAGAACAUUCUAUGUAUUUCAAAUCGUACUACUAAUUAUGAUGAAUAUGUUAUCAAUCUUGUAAAGUAGGGGUGUCCAAAGUGCGUGCAGGGGCUCAUUUGCAGCCCACGGCUUGUUUUUAUUGGCCCGCCACAUAUUCUAAAGACAGACCUAACACAAAAACUACAAUAUUCAAAAACAGCGUUGUGGAUGCUGAAAUGCGAAUGCCGAACCUAAAUGCUAAUGUUAGCAUGCUAACAGUAUAAAUACGUCAGGAAUAUAUGACCUUGAAGUGUAUGCAUGUAAAAUUAGCUAACGCGGCCCACGGCUUGUUUUUAUUGGCCCGCCACAUAUUCUAAAGACAGACCUAACACAAAAACUACAAUAUUCAAAAACAGCGUUGUGGAUGCUGAAAUGCAAAUGCCGAACCUAAAUGCUAAUGUUAGCAUGCUAACAGUAUAAAUACGUCAGGAAUAUAUGACCUUGAAGUGUAUGCAUGUAAAAUUAGCUGAAAAAAAAAAAAAAAAGUUGGCACGCUAACAGCUAGCAUGUGUCCGGGCUAUAUGACUCUGAGGCAUUGGGCUGCAAAAUUGCAGCAGGGUAAUGUUAGCAUCAUGCUAACAGUUAACGUGUGUACAGUACCAGGUCAUAUGACUGAAAUUUUACAUUAAAAGAAUGUUAGCAUGUAAACAGUUAGCACUUGUUAUAUAACUGAGGUGUUUGGCGACAAAAUUGGCAAACAAAUGUUUGCGUGAUAAUGUUAGCAUGCUAACAACUAUUCGGCUGCAAAAUUGGCUGAAAAUGUUCAUGCUAAAUUGUUUAAUAUAAGGCAGAUUUGUUGCUGAUAACACAAAUCUAAGAUUGGAUGUCGUGUUUAGCAUCUAUUAGGUUUAGUUUCUACUGUCGUUUAAAGUAUCAAAGUGGCCCCCAGUAGUCUUCAAUUUUUAUGUUUGUCGGCCUUCGCCGGAAAAAGUUUGGACACCCCUGUUGCAAAGGUUACUGAUUGUCGUUAUUGUUUUAUUGCUUUGUACAUUUCAGCGGCUGUCGUUAUUGUUUUAUUGCUUUGUACAUUUCAGCGGCUGUCCUAUCAAGACUUGACUUCUUCCUGUCGCUUUUAUGGCUUGAAAGACUCCAGCAGGAGAUGCUUUGUGACCUUGAACUUGAAGGUAAACAAUGUCGGACUGUGCCAGGACUAAAGGACACCAGGACACUUAAUGAUUCAGUCUACUUUCUGAUCAUUCCGACACGUGAACCCAACCCACACUUUAUUUUACUUUGUAUUUAGCUUUUGUUUUGUUUGAUCCAAUCCCUCGGCCAGGAGAAGCCAGCUGUGCCUUUCAUGGCGUGCAUCAUGUCAACCGAUCAUCUCGCUUUUUAUUUUAAUGUACUGUAUUGAUUGGUCAGAUGGAUGUGCUGUUCAUCUCACUUCCCAAUAAAAUGCUCAUUUCAGGA